GUUCUAACUGUUUAGAUGCAUUACGGAUACAACAAGUAAGAUUCUUGACCAACGUAGUAUUUGGUAAAGAAACAAGAUGGAUCUCGGCACUACGCACAUGGCUCGAGAUGUUUCACGUGAUAUUAAAUUAAAAAGUGUAGAUAAAAUGAAUUCAACAAUUUUUGAUAGUUUUGCGAAAAUUAUAAAUAAACAGGAUGCAGUGAGACGUGAAGGUGGUCUUACGUUAUUAAAACAUUUGCACGAACAUUCUUCUGAUAUAAAUGAUAACAAAGAAUACAAAUAUGCUAUGACGAGAUUAAUACGUGGAUUGGGAUCCUCAAAAUUAUAUGCCAAGAAGGGUUUUUAUAGUACCUUAACAACUUUCUUAAUUAUACAUUCUGAUGUUUCAAUAGACACAAUUUUAACUACAAUGGAUACAGAAUUACACCCAGUAAACAGCAACGCUAAAAGUGAACAAGCUGAUGUAUAUAUGGGUCGUAUAUUAACUUGCGGUGCAUUGAUACGAUCAAAAUUACUUUUGAAUAGUAUAAACAACACUCAAUCAAAAGUAGUGGAAAUACUUCUAAAUGCUGGAAAACAACGAAGCUAUUUAUCUUUCGUUUCCAUUUCAUUUUUAAUAGAAUUUAUAAAUCAACUUGACGCAAAUUCUGUGAAGAAAUCUAUUUGGCCAUUAAUAGAAAAUGAAUUUGGCAAGCCUUGGGCAGAACAAACAUUAGAUUCAUUUUAUGCUUUAUUAAUUAUCAGAGAUAAAUUUCCAGCACUUGUGAAUCAAGAUUUUUUACAAAAAUAUUUACUUUCCAAUGAUAUCAUCACAAAGGAAAACAUAAACAAUAUUGUGAAUAUAUUAACAGAUUUGCCCAGGAUAAAAUCUUGCCAUCAUCCAGUAUUCGUUUUAUUUUGUGAAAAAUUGGCAGCGACUGAUUUAGUAACCGAUUUCUGGUUAGUCAUAGACAGUAAAUUUAAAAAGCCAUCUAAAACACAUGAAUACGUUGCCAUUGAAAUUUUAAAACACUUACUUGUACAUUUAAAUGAUAAAACAGUGUUGCCAUCCUUGUUAUCUUCAGAUUUUUUGCAACAUAUGUUAAAAAAAUGUUCUAUUUUAAAGAGAAAUAACAACGAUGAAGUUGUUGUAGCAUUUAAAGACUUAUUAAGUUUAUUAAUAACAAGUGUCAAAGAUAUUAAAACAAAAAUACAGAUAAAUGUAUUGAAAAAACUGAUCUUGUACCCUGGUGAUUUAAUGAUAGAAAAAAAAACAGGUGUCAAGAUAAUCCAAUUGAUCACAAGCAAUUUAAAUGCUGAUGGAGUUAAAAAGUUAUCAAAUAUCUAUAGAACCAUUAUAGAGAAUACAAUUCCUAAAGAAAGAGAACGUUCACAAACAGAAAGCUGGACAAAUUCUGAAAGAAUCUAUGCUGUUCAAUUAUUAACGAGAUUAAUAAAUCAUCCAGCAAUUCUAUCAGAUCCAGACUGGAAGUUGAAUCAAUUGAAGUUUUUGUUUCUUUUUGGUUUCUGCGAAGUUCCACAAGUUGGUGUAGAACUUAUUCAACAUUUUAAAGAUAGUUUCUAUCGUGCUUUGGAUCAUAAGAUGCCUAAAUUGAAUGACUUAAGAAAUAUGUUAAGUGAAUUAGUUCAUUAUUUAAAUACAGAUUUAAGUUGUGAGAAUAUUAAAUUACGGACACCAUUGAGCGAGGAAUCAGAAGCAGCAUGGAAAAAAGCGAUUUGUUUAAUAGAAAAAUUAGAGAAUAAUCCCAAUGCAAAAGCUAUACCAAUAUUUCAUACCAUGUGUUUACACAUGGGAUUACAACUCUUCUCAGAUCCGGAAGUAGCAAUUAUGUCUAUCAACGAAUUACAAAGUUGUUACGAUCGAGUUAAAAAGAAAUCUAAAUCUAAUAAUAAUAAAAAAUUGAAAGAUGAACCGGAAUGGGUAGAAGUUGUGAUAGAUCUUUUGUUAUCUCUUUUAUCUAAAAAUAGUCAUUUGAUGCGUUCAUUGGUUACUUGCGUUUUUCCACAUAUUUGUCCGUACAUCGUCUCGAUGUCCCAAAUAUUAUCUGUCUUGGAUAUCAAAAAAGAGACCAAUCCAUUGUCUAUGAACGGUGACGAUAAUGAAGAAUCUUCAGGUUCUGAUGAGGAUGAUGAAAACGAUGAGGAGAAUAAUGUUGAGGAACAUAAUACAGAAGCUACAACUGAUUCCUCCGAUGAAAGUGACAUGGAUUGCGAUAAAGAAGAYGAAGACGAAGACGAAGAUGAAGAUGAAACUGUAACAGAUAUGUUACGAGUUGCUGUGAGUCAAGCAUUAGGAGGUACUAAUCCUGAUAAUAACGAUGAAGAUAUGGACGUAGAUAAGAUUGACGAAGCUGAAGGCAAACGAUUGGACGAAUCAUUAGCGGCAGCAUUUAAAAUUCUUCGUCAAAAUCGUCGUGGACAAUCGAAGAAACAAGAAAAAUCAGCACAAACGUUAACCCAUUUCAGAGCUAGAGUUACAGAUUUAUUAGAAAUUUAUUUAGAUUGCAAUCCAGCAAUGGCUGUUGUUUUAGAUAUGCUUGUUCCACUUUUUGCUUUAUUGGAAUUUUGUAUUAAGGAUCCACAUCAGAAACCUUUAGAGAAUCGAGUACGAGCUUGUUUAAAGAAAUUAUCGAGUAUUAAAAAAUUCAGAGAUACUGAGGGAGUCGAUAAUGAAUUAUUAACAAUCAUUUUAAAGACUUUAAUUGAGAAAGGAGAACGUUCUGCUUCUGUUUGUCAAGAAAUGGGAGACAAAUUAGCUGAAUGUUGUGCUUUUCUUAUAAGAUGCGUUCAAUACGUUGGAUUGCCUGAUAAUACAUUUGUAGACAUUUAUAAAACUAACUUAACAGCUUUCUUCAAGAAAAGAGAUUGCAUUUUGCCAGGUAUUCUUUUCAAAAGUCUGUUACAACAAUCUUGGGAAGGAAAUUGGCAGCUGGCACCAUUAUUAGUGGAAUAUGCAUUUGAUUUGAACACAAUCAGAUCAUUUCGUAGAGGCCAAGCUUUAGAAUUUUUAACUAUUUUUUAUAGAAAUAAUAGAUUAAUUCGUUCUGAGUCUACGAAGAACAAGAAUAGAAUUAAAAUGGAGAAGAAAUUAUGUGAAAACAGUAUAAAUCUAUUACAAGAUCUAUGCAAUGCCAAUGAAUCCAAAGAUGAACAAUUAACUUCAAAUGAAAAUUCUAAUGUUAAAAUUAAUCAGAAAUUUGUAUAUCUGUUCCUUACUCUAUUGCACACAAUUCAUGGACAACAUUUACCAGAAAUUUGGAAAUGGGAAACUAUCGGGGAAAAAUUAGUCAGAUACAGGACUAAAGCUGUACUUUCUAAAGAUGCAAGAAGUGCAUACAAUAGAUUAGCACAACUAAUUGGAUUAUCUACUAAUUGUCCUGUGAAGAAACAAGAAACUGAUCCAAUUCCCAAAGUUAAUGGAAAAAUUUCUAGUGUAAAGGAAGAAGAUGAAAAAGAAGAACAAAAAGACGAAUCUGUUAUGGAAAUUAACGAUGAAGAAAAUAAUACAGAAAUAAAUACAGCAAAAUUAAAGAAGAAAAAGAAGAAUAAGAGUAAACAAAAAGAAAAGCAGUUAUUGAAAAAAGAAUCACGUGAAUUACGUCUACAGACAAUGUCCGAAGGUUUAGAUGUAUUUCAAUUUAGUAGUUCCGUAAAUCUUCCAAAUGGGACUAAUGAGACCGAUAGCAUACAAAAUGAUUUGGUGGAACCUGCAGUGGAAGCAAAUGGUAUCUCUAAACAUAAAAGAUUAUCUACAGAUAAUCUAGAUGAUUUUACUACACCGAAAAGAAAAAAGAAAUCAAAAGAUUGAUUGAUUAUAAGUGUGUAAUAAAUAUGAAAUUAAAAGCUAUACUUUAAGAAAAUGUGUGAAUGUAUAAAAUAUUAUGGGCAUAUUUCAUACGUUUAAUGUAUAUAGGUUUUUAAUAAAGAUAACGAAAUUUAUUACUAUUUUCAGAUGGUAUUUAAUAAUUUAAAUGUUUAAGUAAGCUAUUCAAACGUAUGCAAUGUGACUUCAGAAACAGACGUGGAGAAAAUGAAUUAAAAAUGCCUGGCGAUUUUACUCAUCCUUACUUGUUAAAAAGUCAUAUUCCUUACCCAAUUUUAAUAUUUAAGAUUCAUUAGAAAGAUAAAAGUUUUGUACAUGAGUUGAUUGUGAAAUAUUAUCAAAAUAGGUAUUUAGUUGAAUAAAAAAAUUAAUCUUGAAUAUUACCUAUUUUUAACC
This is a messenger RNA of Polistes dominula (European paper wasp), 4219 nucleotides long. RefSeq names its product MYB binding protein 1a (gene Mybbp1A). Gene Ontology annotation, cellular component: nucleolus. Gene Ontology annotation, biological process: regulation of DNA-templated transcription. The record is from RefSeq and is a predicted model, not a curated record. Lineage: Eukaryota; Metazoa; Arthropoda; Insecta; Hymenoptera; Vespidae. Gene Ontology annotation, molecular function: transcription corepressor activity; sequence-specific DNA binding; transcription factor binding.